Molecule: messenger RNA, 1089 nt
Organism: Ambispora leptoticha
Lineage: Eukaryota; Fungi; Glomeromycota; Glomeromycetes; Archaeosporales; Ambisporaceae
Source: the annotation of a GenBank genome assembly
AUGUUUAUUAUAUUCAAUAAAAUUUACAUAAUAGCCACUUGCUGUUUGAUAAUUUUAAGCUACAUAACACCCACAACGCUCGCAGACUGCCUACAACAAUUCAGAACAUCAAAAUGCACACCCUGUCAAAACACUCUAUUCUCACUCUCAACUCACACACAACUAAACGAUCCAGAUUCCCCAUUGAUUUGUCAACCGUAUCUACGACUGACAAAUUUCAUUGCCGACAAUCAUAAAACAUCCGGGAAAAAAUCUGCAGGGAUAUCGGUAAAGGAUAAAAAUGAUGAUUUGAUUUUGAUAAGGGAAACCGAUACAUUUUGUUCGUUGCCUAAUUCGUGUGAUUCUACAACCGCGGAAAAUGGAUGGCAAAAAAUUCAAGCGGACUGUAAGCAUGAAAUUCAGAAUGCGUAUGAUGAAACUGGAAAAACUAUCAUUUUUUUAUUUGGAGUUUAUUAUUUUGCCGUUCCGGAAUAUCAGGCUAUUUGUACCAAAAGUUCCUCGGGUGGUUAUAGCUGGGAUCAGAUAAGUCUCCAAAGUCACCAAUACAUAGAAAAAAAUUACGCACAACCAAACCAAGUGGUCUACACAACCGACUACGAAUUUCCACCCGAGACACACAUCGACUAUUCAUUCAAAAGCCAAAACAAGAUUGAUUAUUCAGCCAAAACUCCGUCGUCAAUAAUAUGCAGCCAAGAUUUCUUAAUACUUGCCAAAAUAUAUUUCGAUUUUGUAAAUGCAAAUCCGCCUGAUCUAGCAUUCCAGCCGAUACUCUCGUUGUUGGCGCAAUUGAAGAGUAACAUCACGGCAGCCAACUGUAGCAGCUUAUUUGAUUUUGGAGGGGACAAAGGAUUGUUGGAGAAUUAUGGAAAUGGGGAUAAGAAUAAGAGUUCGAAUGUCAGCCCAGAUUGGGGAAAUCAACCGAUAUUAAGUGGAAAGAAUAAAGAGAAGGCUAACGGAAAUAAUAAUAGUUCUGACACUAGUAGUAACGCCUAUUCUUGGACCCGAAGAAAUGUUGAUAAAGAUAGAACAACGCCUAGUUUAGAAACAAUGUUCAGAUGGAAUAGUGAUGAUACAUCAAUGUUUAAGUGA